Elgaria multicarinata webbii is the source of this 638-nucleotide messenger RNA. Its product is annotated as C-type lectin domain family 2 member D3-like. NCBI's taxonomy places the organism in Eukaryota, Metazoa, Chordata, Lepidosauria, Squamata, Anguidae. The coding region runs from base 8 to 343 and encodes 111 amino acids. The record is from RefSeq and is a predicted model, not a curated record. The transcript is spliced from 3 exons.
AUGAGGUAUGGCAAAAAGAAGUACUUUUUCUCUGAAACUGAAGCGAACUGGACUGCCAGUCAGAACUUUUGCUUUUCCUACGAGGGGGUCCCUAGUUAUACUGGACACUCAAGAGAAAAAGGAUUUCGUAAUGUGCUUGAAAGGCAGUUCUGACUCUUGGAUUGGCCUCCAAAGGGAGGAAGUAGGACAGCCCUGGAAACAGCCGGAUGGUUCCCUCUUCAGCAACUCGUUCCGGAUCCGAGGCGACGGCCUUUGCUCCUACGUGACUCAAAGAGUGGUCAACUCCACAUGGUGCUACAGCAGUCAAUGUUGGAUCUGCAGCAAACCAGCCCAUGCUGCUUGAGAGAAAUAUUCAGUAUAUGCCCCUGCGCCAAAUAAACCCUAUGAAGGAAUUGUCCCAGUUGUAGCUUCUUGCACAUUUCUCUCUUUCUGUCCUGAAGCAUUCGAAUUUUUUCAAAUUCCUAUCUCCGCUGUUUCUAAAUUGCAGACCACAGAAAGACAUUCAUAAGACCUGGAACACAGAGAGGCACCUCGGUUUACUUUUGAGAAACUUGUUAUUGACCAAAAAUGAGCCAAAAGAAAUAUAAUCAUCAUAUUCUGUCUGGGAAUAAACUCGAAUGCAGGUAGAAAAAGGUGAU